UACAGACGUACCCAAAGUGCAAAAGUCAAACUGCUAAUCAUCUCGGGAUGGAAGAGUCAGUGCUGGAUAAAUUGCCACCUUUGUGCAAUACUCCGAAGGAUUCUGGGGCAGCACCUGCACAGGGGACUAGCUCAGGGAAACAGCAAAUGAGUGCAGCUCUGAGGGAACGAUUAAGGAAAACAAGACGUUCAUUUAAUGCCAAUUUCACAGUGGCAAAGCGGCUCAAAAUAGACACUGAUGAAAAGGACUCUGCUGGUGCUGACAGAGGGUGCUUGCCAGAGACAAGUACAGACUGUUCUAGAUUACAAGAUGGUGCUGAAAACCUGGAAGGAAAUGGCACUGGACACACAUGUUUCAAAGGUCCCUCACAGGAGAGCGAUCCCUGUGGAUCAGCAGAGAAUUCAGAUGUGCAGCAGGUUGAUCUUGGUCAGCAGCAGUCCCUGGAAGAAAAAGUAAAGCUGGUGAAACAAGUGCAAGAGAAGGAAGAGCUGCUUCGUAGGCUCAAACUGGUGAAGAUGUAUCGAUCCAAGAACGACCUGUCUGAGCUGCAGGCUUUGAUAGUGAAGUGGAGAAGCAGCACCCAGCUGAUGCUGUAUGAGCUGCAGUCAGCCUUUUCUGCAGAUGGCAAGAAAGUGAGUCUCACUCAGCUCAUCGAUACUUUUGGGUUAGAAGACCAAUUACUGCACUACAGCAGAACAGAAGAAGAUUUUGUAGAUGCAUAAUCUACAGCUGCAGAGCUUUCUUUUCACAUACACAAAAGCAGAAAAGACUGAAUAAAUUCUGAUUGUGUCAGAAGUGUUGGUCAGACAAUGGACUUUAUGCUUUGGGGUUAGGAGGUUUUCUCCAGAGAUACUUGUAAAGCUGUGUCUAUACAUACAGUAGGCACUGUAAAAGGCAUUACUUAAUGGAAAAAAAAUCAAACUGGUUAUGUUUUGGAGAAUCUGUAUUAAUGACUUGGUCAGUGAAUUUUUAUUUAAUAAAAAUAAGAUUAAGUCAUAGUUUAACAGGUAGAAAGCAGUCCAUUUUUUUAUUAGUCUCUGCAUGGUUACUUGUAUUGAAAUAACUCAAAUUGUCAAUUCUGUUCAUGUUCAGAUGGGGAACAAUUCAGUUUGUUUGUAGAUACACCCAUUUUACAAAUGUCUUCCUGGUGCCAGUCAGCCAAUGAAACCAUUUUGUGAGUUAAGUGAAGAUAACUAAUUUUGAUGAUGUUAAUAGUCCGGAGCUGAGAUAAGAUGUUCUCACUAGCUUUAACUCCUGCUGAGGGAAAUGUGCUGUACUGCAGUUGCAGUCUCUUCAGGGCUGCUGUCUCAUAAGCAUCCUGCCACAGCCUGAGGUAACAGAAGGAAAGGCAAGAAAUGUGAUACCAACUUUCCACUCUCCUACUCCAUCUGAGAGCCAAGGUGUUUUCCCUUUUUAAAUAAGUAAGAGAAACAAGGCCUUUUUAAUGGGAUUGCUUCAAACACAGCAUCAUCAAGCUGAAUAAAUCUUUACCAUUUCAUUUAUUCUCUAAUAAAUACCUUUUUUUAGAAAUUAAUUUAACUUGAAAUUGCUCACUUUUAUUUUCC
This is a messenger RNA of Hirundo rustica (Barn swallow), 1565 nucleotides long. RefSeq names its product SWI5 dependent homologous recombination repair protein 1 (gene SFR1). The record is from RefSeq and is a predicted model, not a curated record. Lineage: Eukaryota; Metazoa; Chordata; Aves; Passeriformes; Hirundinidae. Bases 48 to 722 code for a protein of 224 amino acids. Gene Ontology annotation, cellular component: Swi5-Sfr1 complex. Gene Ontology annotation, biological process: positive regulation of DNA-templated transcription; double-strand break repair via homologous recombination. The transcript is spliced from 4 exons.